Molecule: messenger RNA, 531 nt
Organism: Fonsecaea multimorphosa CBS 102226
Lineage: Eukaryota; Fungi; Ascomycota; Eurotiomycetes; Chaetothyriales; Herpotrichiellaceae
Exons: 2
Coding region: 1-531 (176 amino acids)
Cellular component (GO): nucleolus
Source: RefSeq, a predicted model, not a curated record
AUGGCGCCCAGUGAUUACAUUUCCGCGGGCUCUGGCAAACUCAAGCUCAAAGGCGUCAAGGAUUCCAAGGUCGACAAGAAGAAGAAAUCAAAGAAAUCCUCCUCCUCCAAGGCUGGGUCUGGGCAAAAUGAACAACCCUCUAAUACACCAGAUCCGACGGCGGAGGGUGGUGACCGGGCUGGGGCUGAGGACCAGUUCAAGGACCGGUCGGUCAUGUUGAGGAAAUUGGAGGAGGAAGAUCAAAUGAUUUCAAAUGAGGCAAGGGAGAGUGGUGUGCGGAAGCGGAAAAAGGCCGAUUCGCCUGGAAGUAAUGGCGAUGACGAUGCUGCAGCAAGACCCAACGAGGAAGAACAAGGUGGAAUCGUCAAGACAGAAGCGGAGAGGCGGUACGAGGAGCAAAGACGGAGAAGGCUUGAAGAACGCUUAAAACGAGAAGGUGUCAAGACGCACAAGGAGCGCGUUGAGGAGUUGAAUCGCUACCUGAGCAGUCUGAGCGAGCAUCAUGACAUGCCGAGAAUAGGACCGGGCUAA